AUGGAGUCUUACUGCUGCUGUUUCGGGUCUUACCCCAUUAAAGUCAAAGCCUGUCCAGACAAUUAUUAUGUCUAUGAGCUGGUUAGAACAACUACGUGCAGUUCAGCAUACUGUGCAGUUGUUACUAACAUCAGCAGCACUGUUACAACAGUCACACCAGAGACAAGCACAGCUGUUAUAAACAUAACACUGCAGGAAGAAUGCACAAGUCAGACCUCUGGAGGAUGUUUUCAAAAUCUUCUUGAGCAGAUCGAGAACAUUACAGCUCAAGUGCUUCCUUUGAAUACUGUGACAAACAUUUUGACUGUGGCCUUCAAUGCUUCAGAGAAGAUUUUAGAGUCAUUAUCAUCAGCAAAACCAUCUGAACUAGCCUCCUAUGGAAACCGCAUGUUAAAAACCAGUGAAAAACUCAUCUCUACAUUGGUGAAGCCGACAGUCACAAAUGACAGUGUCAGUUUUACUCUUGCUACUGUUGAGGGUCAAGUCUUCAUGGUUGGACCAAAUGUCACCUUAAAUAAAAUCUCACAACUUGACACAACAAAUUCUUCUGUGGACAUCGAUCUCAUUGGGAUCGCCAAGAACAACAAUGAAAGAUCAGCUGCUGUGGCUUUCAUGAGCUACAGCACAAUGGAGAAUCUACUGAAGCCAGACUUCUUCAACACAUCAAAUGACACGGUUAAAACCAUGAUGUCCACUGUGAUCUCAGCUACUCUUCCCAAAACCAACAACACUAAACUCACCAAACCAGUCAACUUCACCUUCAGACACAUCAGAGAGUUUGAUCCCAGUGGUUCCCUGUCCUGUGUUUACUGGAAUACCAGCGAGUGGAUUGUAGAUGGUUGUUCCAUUUUAAAGACCAACAGCAGCUACACUGUGUGUUCCUGUGUUCAUCUGUCGACAUUUGCUCUCAUCAUGCAAACCAGCUGUCCACCAGAGAGCUCUCAACUGCUGAAUCUGUUGAAUUUGGUGUGUGUGAUUGUGGGGCUGGUGUCCUUCAGUUUGGCCCUGUUGACCUUUGCCCUUUGUCAGUGGAGUCCUAGAGUGAAUAAUGUGGCUCGAAUCAACAUCUGCAUCAGUCUUCUGUUGGCUCACCUUCUGUUCCUGCUCACACAGCAUUUACUGAACAUCAUACGUCCUCAGCAGGUGUUGUGUGCCGUGAUCUCAGGCCUUCUGCACUUCUUCUUUCUCUCCGGCUUUGUGUGGAUGUUCAUUGAAGCUGUGAUGCUCUUCAUCUGUGUGAAGAACCUAUCACAGAUCAGCUCCAAAAAGAGGGAGGUGCUUAGCAGUGGAUUCCUGUGUAUGAUUGGAUAUCUGAUUGCUCUGGUUGUGGUGUGUGUCUCUGUCGGUCUGGUUCCUGAAGGCUACGGGAGCGAACGCUGCUGGAUUAAAAUUGAUAAAGGCUUCAUCUGGAGUUUUCUGGGUCCUGUUUGCGUCAUACUAGCAUCAAACACACUACUCUUCAUCAAGAUAUUCAUCAGUCUGAACUCAACUCUCAAAAGUCUCAAUGUUGAAGUUUCACAGAUGAAACAAACCAAGAUUAUGGUGUUUAAAACACUGGCUCAGUUUGUGGUUCUUGGUUGCCCCUGGAUUCUGGGUUUCUUCACUAAUGGCAGGAAGGAGCUGGAGAUCCUCUUCCUGAUCUUGAACUCCCAGCAGGGAACCUUCAUCUUCCUGAUCUAUUGUGUCCUCAAUAAUGAGGCUGACACCUCUUCUGAACUUGCCGCUUCGCUGGCUGAGUCUCAGUCGGUGGCGGAUGCUGAGAUGGCUGCUGCGCUUCAACGGGCAGACAAGGAGUGGGUUGCCCCACCUAUCUCUCUCGCCAGGGAGAUCCUCUGGUUGGUUCUCACCAAGCAAAUUCGCCGGGCAAAACAGCCAGUGGUUCUCGGGGCUUCUUACCUCCAGCCACAGGCCAUUUUGCCCUAUCCAGCCACAGUUCCCCCACUCCAGUUCAGCCAGGCACAAGUAGAUCUCUUUGCCUCACUGGAAUCCACCCACUGCCAGUUAUGGUACGGUCUAACCAAGGGCUCCCUCGGUAUAGAUGCACUGGCACACAGUUGGGCGAGGGACCUACUCAAGUAUGCAUUUCCCCCAAAACUGGUUCUUGGACCUUGUGCUCCUGGGGCACAAUCUGGCACCUGCACCCAGAUCUCUGGAACCUUCACCUAUGGUACCUGGAUGCGACCAGGAGGACUUCAGAGACCUUCCACCUUUAGUGGGAAGGACCCACGGAGAUGUGGCAUCAAAUCUGUGCUAUCCUUCCUCCAAGGAGGCCUGGAUAGGCACCUGUCUGCCUCAACACUCAAGGUCCAUGUGGCGGCUAUAUUAGCCAAUCAUGACAGCCAAUCAGGUGGUAUCCUUGCAAGCUAUCCCUUCCCAGGAAGAGGACAGCAGAAGGGGAAGGCUGUUUCCAAGCAAAGGAUCUCCCACUGGCUUGUGGAUGCGAUCCGUAUGGCCUACCAGGCCAGAGGCAUACCCUGCCCGCUGGGAGGAGCUGUGGCUCUGGUGCACCGGAAGGGGGAGCCCCGUCCGAUAUUGAAUAAGCAAAGAAAUUCAAAGCGAGUGAUGGAGGGACUCUCACUGCGUCUGAAGGGAGCUGCGGCUCUGCUGCACCAGAAGGGAGAGUCCCCCUUGCGGCUGAAUACGAAGCGUGGUUUGAUGCCUCGAAUGGAGGGCUCUCACUGCAACCGAAAGGGGCCUGCGGCUCUGCUGCACCGGGAGGGAGAGCCCUGUCCAACGCAGAGUAGGCAGCGUAACUGGACGACGGACAGAGGGCUCACACUGCGACCGAAGGGAGCCGUGGCCCUUCUGCACUGGAAGGGAGAGCCCCGUCCGUUGCUGGAUGUGCAAAUGAGAUUUGAAACGAUGGCUGAAGGGCUCUCUGUGCGACCGAAAAAGGGGCUUUGA
Labeo rohita (rohu) is the source of this 2904-nucleotide messenger RNA. RefSeq names its product adhesion G protein-coupled receptor E1. Gene Ontology annotation, molecular function: G protein-coupled receptor activity. NCBI's taxonomy places the organism in Eukaryota, Metazoa, Chordata, Actinopteri, Cypriniformes, Cyprinidae. Gene Ontology annotation, biological process: adenylate cyclase-activating G protein-coupled receptor signaling pathway; cell surface receptor signaling pathway. The record is from RefSeq and is a predicted model, not a curated record. The transcript is spliced from 20 exons. The coding region runs from base 1 to 2904 and encodes 967 amino acids. Gene Ontology annotation, cellular component: membrane.